UUAAUUCUUAGCUUUCUUUCAUAUGAAACAGCAACCAGGAACAACAGAAGCUUAUCGCGAACUCUUCAAAGAUCUGAUGCAGGCGAAGUUGAAAUAUCAGCAGACAAUGGACUCAUUACUAGGAGGCAGCCAAAAUUCCCAGAUCCAUACUGUAGAUGGUAUUGUUGGACAAAAUGGAGAGCCACUGGAUACUACUACUGGUGAUGGCACGGGAGACACCUGGCCAGUGCCAAGGACUGUCACAGUUACAGCUCCAACAGUACCAAGUGCUACACUACCCACAGUUUCUGCUACUACUACAGUAACUACCAUUGCAGCAUCACAAGUACAGCAAAAUCCUGGAACUGCUGCUGCUGCCACAUCAACUGCAGACGGUAAUAAUCAGGAAACAAGCAUCUUUAUUGAAGCCAUGGAAGCUAUACUUAACUCACAGAUGUAGGCUUAAUCUCGGAGUAGGACUUAAUAAAUCUUCAAAUAAAAGCUUUGAGCAAUCAGAGCUCUAGAGUAGAAGGUAACUUUUUAUUAAGCUUUCAUAAAUUCUCCUUGAGGGUAAAUAUGAAGUGCUU
Penaeus monodon (black tiger shrimp) is the source of this 566-nucleotide messenger RNA. RefSeq lists its product as uncharacterized. The transcript is spliced from 2 exons. Lineage: Eukaryota; Metazoa; Arthropoda; Malacostraca; Decapoda; Penaeidae. The coding region runs from base 23 to 439 and encodes 138 amino acids. The record is from RefSeq and is a predicted model, not a curated record.